Messenger RNA from Vespa mandarinia (Asian giant hornet), 4681 nucleotides. It is a transcript of the gene mura, whose product is annotated as ring finger protein murashka. Lineage: Eukaryota; Metazoa; Arthropoda; Insecta; Hymenoptera; Vespidae. Gene Ontology annotation, biological process: protein ubiquitination. Gene Ontology annotation, molecular function: ubiquitin protein ligase activity. The record is from RefSeq and is a predicted model, not a curated record.
GGUCUCAGGGAUGUAGUCUUCCCAAAAGUAUCCGUGGGAAUCUUUAACGAAAAUCUCCGAGGAGAGACUCCCCUAGUCAAUCAGCUUUCGUCGUAAGAGACCAAAGGACGAUGAUCGAAUGUUCGUGCUAUUGGAUAUAAGCGUCUCCCGUUGCGUUUCUUCUUCUCUCGUUGAUUACGCCCGUUUAAAUUCGUUUUGCGACUACGUCACGUUUUUACGUGAGACCUCGAAAGAGCAGCUUCUUUUGACUCACAAAUAAUCGAAAGAAACAUAUAUACUUAAGUGCAUAUGUAAUACGAGAAAGAAUGAUUUCAAAGCUAUUUAUUUCUCUUCUCGGACAAAAGUGUUAAUAGUGCGAUACGCCGAAAACGAAAUGCAUACGAAUGUGUCUGCCAUCAAUCCACUUUAAUCGAAUAAGCUCAAAACGGCACAAAAACUACAGAAAGAGAGAAAACGCAUAUCUCGUGCGACUUUAACUUUAUUGGGCGUUUAAAAAAGUAUACGAGUUUGAAUAUAAUUAAAAAAAAAAAAUAAUAAUGUUCUAUAGAUCGCAAAAUCGAUUUAUGCCUUUAAAAAUGUGUGUAUAAUUGUGUUGGAAAAAAAAGUGGUGGGUUGAGAGAAACGGAGUGGAGGAGAGUGAAGUGGCGGUACAAAAGAGGAGAGAAAGGAAAGAACCGGGGCACCUUGCGUCGUUAAUCGCGUCCCUGAGGUAACUUCUCCCACUCUGUCCGAGCGGCCCCACUACUAGACAUCCUCACCCCUCUCCUCCAUAUAGUCUACUGAGUCGCACUCGGCUCAGUCAGUCGCGCGACGCCGUCAGUGACGGUUGUGUUAUCCUGGUAGUUAGCGUGCUUCGCUGACUAAUCUGCACGCGCGCGCGUGUGUGUGUGAGAGUGUCACCGAGGCACGCCUGUAGCGUGCGUGCGUGCGUGUUCCUGUCUGCCUACCUAAUAACAUAUAUAUAUGUAUAUAUAUACAUCUAUAGAUCAUAUACAUACGUACGUGAGUCGUCUACCAACAGCGACAAAAAGCAACGACACAUUUCACGAAGCAGCCUGCAUAUAUACACACACGCGUAUAUCGCUUGUGUCCAUCCAUCCAAGUAUCCAUCCAUCCACAUACACUACUACUACUACUAUUACUACUACUACUACUACUAUUACUAUUACUACUACUACUACUACCGCUGCCGCAACUACUACUACUACUACACUAGGAAACGCGCGCACACCGCAGCGAUUGUGUAUAUAUCAUCGUCGCUUUCGUCGUCACAUCGUGCCUUCCGCUCUUGGCUGUUCGCACAAAACGAACGACGACAUCCAGUCAUGACGGCGACGCGGGAGUGUUACCCCAUACGGUUCCUCUUGGAGGAGUCGACCAAUCAACAGCGUACCAGAUACGAACGGUCUUGGAUAGAGAGCGAGAAAAGUAAGCGAGCAGACUAGCAAGCAAGCAAGCAAGAACGAAAGAACGAACGAGAGAAAGAAAAAGAGUGAGUAGGAGUUAGCGAGGUUAUCCUCGUUGAGUUCGAGCUUUGCAAAGAGGCAAGAAGCAAGCAAUAGAAGGAAAAGACACGAAGAAGCAGGAAGGUGUAAAGGUCGUGUUCAAGGCUUUGGAGGUGUCAGAGAAAGAGGAGGAGGAGGAGAAAAAAGAUAAAGAGAAGAGACAGAAUGAACGGCCCUGGGAGCCAUCAGCAUCGUGGCUUGGGUAUCACGGGACGUUACAGGGCCGUGGUUGGCAGUGGAGCCUCAUCGGGGCCACACACGAGGCCUACGGCGCCUCCACACCCUCGUGGGGGAUGGCAUCCCCACAACCAGCAUUCUCAGCAUACCCAACUUGGUCAGCAAUAUGCCGGAAACAAGGAAUAUCCGUAUCGACAGUGCCCGUCGCUACCGCGCUAUCAUAAUGGGGAUUGUCCAGGAGUUGGCACAUCGGCGGGUCCGGCCGGUAAGGAAGUUUCCUAUCACGCUGGCGUAGGUGGAAGCAGCGUUGGAUAUAAACCGCCUCCGCAGCACAGUCCACAGUCGAGAGGCCCACCACCUCAUUUCCCUCAGGAACCCGUCGGGCCAACGACCAAUUCUUCGCCGCUUCACAUCAGUAUUUGCGGACAAGAGAAUAUAAUGCGUGGUCCUCUUCCAAAUAUGAGUCCUGGGCUUGCAGCCAGCGAUGUGGACAUGGAAUACCGUAGAAAUUCACAAGCCACAAACCAGUUACCACUGAGUCCUGUACAGAUUCAAGCCUCGCCCGCUUAUUAUAGGCAACCUAGUCAGGAUGAUGGUAGAAAGAGCGAAUCUCCGUCUAGAAAACGUCGUCGGAUAUCUAGAAAUGGUACGGUUUCCGGAAUUGAAGUACGAGAAACUACACCACCCGCACCAACGCCACCUUUACACACGACCCCACCAACCUGGGAAUUUUCAUCGGCCUCACAGCGUCGAUCUCCACGUAACCAUAUGUCUACUCGUGGUAGUCCUACAAUGAGAAAUCGUUAUCAACGAUACACGGAUUCCUUUGGUCUUUCCUAUCCCUUUAUUCCUGGCCAUAAUCCCCAUCCCACAAUUCAUAAUUCCCAUCAUGGAAUUCAUGGUUCUCAUCACAAUAUCCAUAAUUCCCAUCAUAAUCUACAUAGUUCGCAUCACAAUAUUCACAAUGCGCAUCAAACGCAUCCUCGACAUCCAUCUGGCACAGGACAUCAUCCUGCGCAAGGCGCUAACGGACCAGUAGUAGUUGAUGUGGGUCAAGUCGGUGUCUCAGGUCUUGGUGUCGCUGUUAGCGGAGAACCAUUGUGGCAUCCACAAGCGACAAGUUAUAGAAUUCCUUGUCAGCUGCAUGGAAUUUAUACACCAACUGGAGCGCAUCCAUUUGCACAUUCGUGUCAAGUAACGCAUCAUCAUAAUCAUUAUCCUGCUACUCAUGCAACUCAUCCUGGUCAUAGUUUAGUAGGAUCCAUAGUUGGUGCAGCCUCUAGAGGGUAUCCAACACCUGCAGGUGGUCCAGUUGCUGCUCUUCAUCAUGCACAUGCACCACCUCCACCCGUCCAUACUACUCAUUAUACAGCCCACCACCAACUCUCUCAGCAGAGAGAGGUAGAAUUGGAAUUAAUAGAAUCCCAUCAUCAUCACAGAGUUGGAGCUACUGCCGGUGCACCGUUACCAUUGCCACAUUCGUAUUCUCCUCCAGCUCUUACUCAAGUUACAACACCGUCUCCGAUUUUCUUAUCUGAGACGCGAAAUAGUCAGUUAGAAAUGAUUCAGACAAGAACUCGUAGAGCAGCUUCGAACGUUCAUACUCUUAGGCGACCAAGAUCGAGUAGAUGGAGAGGCACGCCUCCGUUACCACCUACAACAUAUCCAGGAUUCUUGUUACAUUUCUUCCAUGCAGACUUGUCCUCGCCAGAUUCAGCUACGGAAAAUUACGAGGCUCUUCUAUCCUUGGCGGAAAGACUUGGAGAAGCUAAGCCACGUGGUUUAACGCGUGCCGAGGUUGAACAAUUACCUUCCUACAAAUUCAAUGCAGAAACGCAUCAAAGUGAUCAAACGAAUUGCGUUGUCUGUAUGUGCGAUUUCGAAGCUCUACAAUCGCUUCGUGUUUUGCCGUGUUCGCACGAGUUUCAUUCGAAAUGUAUUGACAAGUGGCUUAAAUCAAACAGAACGUGCCCGAUAUGUCGCGGUGACGCAGGAGAAUAUUUUGGUAACAGCGGCACAAGUAGCGACUGACGCCGAGCUGCUCAAGUGCAUUAGCGCCGAUCUUCGUCAUCGUCGCGGACGCUACUUCGCACAGAGCCUCCAGCCGUCAUGUUGUUGGUUUGUGCAAAUUUAUGUUCAUAAGCAUUUUUGCCUUUUCUCCGGUGAAAGUGAAGCGUCGAUUGUAUUUUAAACUCCUGGAAAUCCUUAGUGUCAUUCGGAAAAGGUAAAACCUCUAUUUCGAAAAAAAGGAAAGAAAGAAAAACGGAGAAAAGCGAAUGCAACAAGAGAUACAGAAAAUUAAUUCAUUUCAAAAUGUUGGACUCUUGUAAUAGAAGGGUACACAUCAUUUUUGCUUGUUUUCAGGCGUUGUAAGUUAACAAGUUAAAGAGCGUAAUUUAAUGAUACGUGUUGAAACCUUAAGAAAAAAAAAAAAAGGUUUUGCGAAAAAGUUAUAAAACUAUACAGUUUUGAUUGGCAGAAAAAUCUGUCGUUUGUUUAUUUUAUUCGGAUUCGCUUCGAUUAUGGUUUAACGCUCGUUUGUUAGUUGUGUUGCGCUAUUUUGUAUUAAUAUAUGUUUAUGUACAUAAUAUUUGUAUACAGACAAAUCAGCACUUUCCAUUAACGUUCCAUUUUUGUAAUAGCUUAAAUUCUGAUCCUAUUCUAUAAUUGUAAAUAAUUAUAUAAACGUCCGUAUACAUGCGUGCGUGCGUAUAAAAACCAAGUCUAGGUCUUUGUUUGAAAACUUACCAAAUGUAGGAUAAAUUCUUUUGCAAUAAAAGGUAAGAGAGACAUUUUUAUUGGGCAAAGAAGAAACCGUAACUUCCUAUUGUUAAUGUUUUCUUGUCUUUGUGUAGGCCGGGUGAUUAUUUUUAUUAUAUAAGGAAUGUAUGUAUCUCCACCCAUUGCGAUAUGAGUGCUAUAGAUUAAAAAGAAAAAAAAAAGAACUGUUGAAUUGUCGCACCGAUGUCACAUAAAAUAAUUUAUAAAAAAAAAAAAAA